AUUGUGUCUCAUGGAGGGAGAGAGAAGAGAUUUUGCCGCCGCGGGGAAGGGCUGGCGCGCGCCGCGUUAUGGUGUAGUUAGAGUCCAGUCCGUACGUUAGACAGGGCCAGAGGUGUGUCCAAGUCGCGAGUUUGACAAUCCAGACAAGCCGCCGAAAUGUAUGGCUAUGAGGCAGUGAACAAAGUCAUGACGUCGGUGGAAGAGUUCCAGGAAGCGUUCCAGCUUUUUGAUAACCGGGGUGAUGGCAAAAUAAAUGUUGGUCAAAUCGGAGAUGUGUUGCGUGCUUUGGGACAAAAUCCCACAGAAUCUGACGUAAAAAAAUUCACCCAUCAGCACAAACCAGAUGAACGGAUUUGCUUUGAAGUCUUCCUUCCUAUCUACCAAGCUAUCUCCAAAAGCCGCACUUCCGACACUGCUGAUGACUUUAUUGAGGGCCUGAGGCACUUUGACAAGGAUGGCAGUGGUUUCAUUUCAUCUGCUGAACUGCGCCACCUGUUGUCAACCCUUGGAGAAAAACUGACUGAUGAUGAAGUGGAACAACUUCUGGCAGGCCAAGAAGACUCUCAAGGAAACAUCAAUUAUGAGGAGUUUGUGCGGAUGGUGAUGUGUGGAUGAAUAUCUUAUUGCAGUGCAUUAUAUGUCCCAAGGACGGGCUUUACGAGUAGAUCUAUUAUUUAAGAAUUUACUUUGAUUAGGCAGCAUUUCCAAAUUUAUUCACUCAUGUGGGUUUCAUGUACUUUAAAAUUGUGAGUGCUGUUAUAUGAAUGAGAUGGUCUAGUUACCGUAUUUGGAAGUAUUAUUUAUAUUUUUAUUCAUUGUUUUGUGAUUGGUUGAAAUCAUUUGAUUACUCUUAACUUGUGAGCAAGAUCAAGUAAUUUAUGAAAUCCUGUAAGGUUGUA
Molecule: messenger RNA, 899 nt
Organism: Thrips palmi
Lineage: Eukaryota; Metazoa; Arthropoda; Insecta; Thysanoptera; Thripidae
Gene: Mlc-c
Product: myosin-2 essential light chain
Exons: 4
Coding region: 157-615 (152 amino acids)
Cellular component (GO): myosin II complex
Molecular function (GO): calcium ion binding; myosin heavy chain binding
Source: RefSeq, a predicted model, not a curated record